Eurypyga helias (sunbittern) is the source of this 1208-nucleotide messenger RNA. RefSeq names its product serine/threonine kinase 38 (gene STK38). Gene Ontology annotation, biological process: peptidyl-serine phosphorylation; intracellular signal transduction. Gene Ontology annotation, molecular function: protein serine/threonine kinase activity; ATP binding. The annotation marks the transcript as partial. NCBI's taxonomy places the organism in Eukaryota, Metazoa, Chordata, Aves, Eurypygiformes, Eurypygidae. The record is from RefSeq and is a predicted model, not a curated record. The transcript has 9 exons.
GUUGGCCACAUCCGUGCGGAGCGGGACAUUCUCGUGGAGGCGGACAGUCUGUGGGUUGUGAAGAUGUUCUACAGUUUUCAGGACAAGCUAAACCUCUACCUCAUCAUGGAAUUCCUUCCCGGAGGUGACAUGAUGACGCUGUUGAUGAAAAAAGACACUCUAACGGAAGAAGAGACCCAGUUCUACAUCGCUGAGACGGUGCUAGCCAUUGAUUCCAUUCAUCAGCUCGGUUUUAUCCAUCGAGACAUAAAACCCGACAACCUCCUUCUGGACAGCAAGGGGCACGUGAAACUCUCCGAUUUCGGUCUGUGUACUGGACUAAAGAAAGCCCACAGAACAGAAUUUUACAGAAACUUGAACCACAGUCUGCCUAGUGACUUCACUUUCCAGAACAUGAAUUCCAAAAGGAAAGCCGAGACUUGGAAGAGAAACAGACGGCAGUUGGCUUUUUCUACUGUGGGCACUCCGGAUUACAUCGCCCCGGAAGUUUUCAUGCAGACGGGGUACAACAAGCUCUGUGACUGGUGGUCCCUCGGGGUCAUCGUGUACGAGAUGCUGAUCGGUUAUCCGCCGUUCUGUUCGGAGACUCCUCAAGAGACAUACAAGAAAGUGAUGAAUUGGAAAGAGACUCUCACAUUCCCUCCCGAAGUUCCAAUAUCUGAUAAAGCCAAGGAUCUUAUUUUAAGAUUUUGCUGUGAAUGGGAGCACAGAAUUGGUGCGUCUGGUGUGGAGGAAAUCAAGAGUAACCCGUUCUUCGAAGGGGUCGACUGGGAGCAUAUCAGAGAGAGACCUGCUGCAAUCUCGAUAGAAAUUAAAAGCAUUGAUGAUACCUCAAACUUUGAUGAAUUUCCAGAAUCUGAUAUCCUUAAACCAACAGUGGCAGCAAGCAACCAUCCCGAGACUGACUACAAGAACAAAGACUGGGUUUUUAUCAAUUACACCUACAAGCGCUUCGAAGGCCUGACAGCCCGAGGAGCGAUCCCAUCCUACAUGAAAGCAGGAAAGUAGUGAUUCCGUACCUGGGACAACUGAGCUGUGAAAUCCUGUUCCUCUGCUUUGGGUUUAUACCCCCAAAAGAACUUUUUACUCUUCUUUUUUUUAAAGAAAACUCGAGGGCUGUCGACUCUCAGGGGAGACUUCAGGACCCUGUUUUGUUACGCAUCCUGGUUGUCACUCGGGAUUUUUUUCUCAUUCUGCGCCAUGGAAAA